Molecule: messenger RNA, 1611 nt
Organism: Aureobasidium pullulans EXF-150
Lineage: Eukaryota; Fungi; Ascomycota; Dothideomycetes; Dothideales; Saccotheciaceae
Product: MFS general substrate transporter
Exons: 6
Coding region: 1-1611 (536 amino acids)
Biological process (GO): transmembrane transport
Cellular component (GO): membrane
Molecular function (GO): transmembrane transporter activity
Source: RefSeq, a predicted model, not a curated record
AUGGGGAACGUCAAGGACAACAAUGUCGAGUUCAUCGAGGAGCUCGAGCAUACCAAGACCCUCGACCAGGUCACGACCAUGGGAACCGUCAAACUGACCGAUGGAGCGGUUGUCUACAUCCCAACGCCGACUGCGGAUCCGCAAGACCCUCUGAAUUGCCCUAUCUGGCAAAAGUGGUUGAUUUUGGUCAUUAUCUCAUGCUUUUCGGCUCUCGGUCUGUCGCUCGUCAGUGGGUUUGGAGGUCUACUGGGCUUCUACAUCCCUGGAUAUGUCGCAAUUGGCAAGGGCUACGCCGACAUCACUCAUUUGAUGACAUACCCUACUCUCUUCAUGGGUAUUGGUAACAUCAUUGGUAUGCCUUUCGCUAUCGGUGUCGGCCGUCGCGUUAUCAUUCUGCUCUCCACGUUGAUUCUCGUGGUCGGUGCUGUCCUUUGUGCUGUUUCUACAAGCUACGAGAUGCAUCUUGCUGCUCGCUGCAUCGUCGGUCUUGCGGCAGGUCAGAGCGAAGCUCUUGUUCCCAUGAUCACUCAGGAAAUGUACUUCCUGCACGAACGCAGCAAAUACCUCAUGACCCAACAAGCUAUUCAAGUCAUCCUCACCACCAUCUACGUGGUAUUCGCCAUUCCCAUUGCCGGUGCCAUCACUCCCAAGUGGUGGUAUGGUCUUGGUGCUGUUCUCUCGGCCGUCUUAUUUGUCCUUGCUGCCCUCUUCUUGCCUGAGACCAAGUAUGAUCGCCCCCUCUCCUCAUACCAGGAAGCCACCGAGCACAGCUUCGACGUCGAGGAGACUGUCAACAAGGCUUCUCCUUCCGUCACACUCUGCACCACCAGACCUGAGCUUGACUUUGCUCGCUACGCCCCUCGCACUUUCCGUUCUGACCUGAGGCUUUGGGUUGGCAAGCCUGAUAUGAAGGCUGUUCUCAAUGUUUACAAGCAAAUGUUCGGUCUGCUUCUCUUCCCCAACGUCUUCUGGGCUCUUUGCCUCAACGGUCUGACUCUCGGUGCCAACAUCGCCAUUGGUACGACAUACGGAAAUAUCGUUAAAGCUCCUCCAUACAACUGGUCUCAAGACAGCGCCAGCUACGUCAGCAUCGGACAGAUUGUCGUUGCCAUCAUUGCUCUUCCCAUCCUCGGACAUGGCUCAGACAGAAUCGUCAAGUGGAAGGCUCAGCGCAAUGGCGGUAUUCACGAGCCCGAAAACCGCAUCAUUCCUCUUGCCUUCCCCUUGAUAGUCGGAGUCUUCUCUUGCGUACUCUACGGACUCGCUGCCCAGAAGCCAACGCAUUAUCACUGGUUCACUUAUGUUUGGGUCGUCGCCGCCUACUACUUCGCUUUCGUGGGUGCCAACAUCGUCGCCAUCACCUACCUUCUCGACAGCUACCCGGCUCGCGCGGGACCUCUCUUAGUCAUUGUCUGCGCCAUGAGAGGAGUCAUGAGCUUCGGUGUCAGCUAUGGUAUCCAGCCUAUGAUUGAAGCCAAGGGAUACGAUGGUGCUUUCGGCAUCUUUGCCGCUUUGACUGCAGCUUUUGGUCUCAUGGGUGUUGCUGUAUACGUUUGGGGCAAGAACAUCAGAGCCUUCACUGGCAGAUGGGCCAAGGAUAAGCAGGAGUAA